This is a messenger RNA of Varanus komodoensis (Komodo dragon), 6970 nucleotides long. It is a transcript of the gene NUP58, whose product is annotated as nucleoporin 58. The coding region runs from base 236 to 1678 and encodes 480 amino acids. NCBI's taxonomy places the organism in Eukaryota, Metazoa, Chordata, Lepidosauria, Squamata, Varanidae. The transcript is spliced from 13 exons. The record is from RefSeq and is a predicted model, not a curated record. Gene Ontology annotation, cellular component: nuclear pore. Gene Ontology annotation, molecular function: structural constituent of nuclear pore. Gene Ontology annotation, biological process: nucleocytoplasmic transport.
GGGCUCGCCUGUCCGUAUUUUCUCGGGUGGCAUAUUAGCUGCUGUGCUACUGGCGUGUGUCGCGCGCCAGAUUCCUUCUGCCGUUUGAACUUCCCGCCCGAGAGAGGUGCGAAGGGCGCAGUGUUUACCGUGAGACCCUAAAGCCUCUGCCGUGAGGGAGGCGGGGACGUUAGGCCAGUGUUGGCCUACUUGUCUCUAACCCCGCGCUUAAGGGCUUUCUUCUGUCCUCGCCGCCAUGUCGGCGGCCUUCUCUUUCGCGACCGGGACGUUGCCUUCGGCCACCGCUACUGGAACUGGAGGCGGCGGAGGGGGGUUCUCGUUUGGAGCCACUCCAAGCUCAACUGGAGGGCUUAACUUUGGAACAUUGAGCUCAACAGCACCUGCUACUACAACAGCACCAUCCAUAGGCUUUGGAACUGGGCUAUUUAACUCAAAACCUACCACUGGUUUUACGUUAGGAGGGGCUAACACAGGAACAGCAACAACUAUCGCCACAGGAUUAACACUAGGUGCACCUGCUACUACUUCUACUGCCACCACAGGCCUUAGUUUAGGAUUCAACAAACCUGCAGGAUCAGCCACACCAUUUGCUUUGCCUGUCACAUCUACCUCUUCUGCUCUCUCACUUUCUUCUGCUCUCACGUCAGCUCCAGCAGCAGCACCUUCUAGCUUUACAUUGAACUUGGGAGGCACACUUGCCCCAACUACAACUGGGUCCACUGGACUUUCUCUUGGAGGAGCUUUGGCUGGCUUAGGAGGGGCACUCUUCCCAAAUGCAAGCACAUCUGCAACAGGGCUUGGACAAAAUGCUUUUGGCUUGACUCUAGGGACAGCUGCAGCACCUGCUACUACAGUUAAUGAAGGUCUAGGUGGCAUAGACUUCAGCAGUUCCUCAGAUAAAAAGGGAGACAAAACAGGAACAAGACCAGAGGAUAGUAAAGCAUUAAAAGAUGAAAAUCUACCUCCAGUAAUCUGCCAAGAUGUAGAAAAUCUCCAGAAGUUUGUAAAAGAACAAAAACAGGUUCAGGAGGAAAUCAGUCGAAUGUCUUCCAAAGCAAUGCUUAAAGUACAGGAAGAUAUUAAAGCUCUGAAACAGCUUUUGUCAGUGGCUGCCAGUGGAUUGCAGAGAAACACUCUUAAUAUUGAUAAGCUGAAAGUGGAGACUGCUCAGGAGCUUAAAAAUGCUGAAAUAGCAUUAAGAACACAGAAAACCCCUCCUGGCCUUCAACAUGAAAACACAGCACCAGCAGACUAUUUCAGGAUCUUGAUCGAACAGUUUGAAGUACAACUGCAGCAGUACCGACAGCAAAUAGAAGAACUAGAAAAUCACCUUGCCACCCAAGCAAAUAAUUCACAUAUAACUCCACAAGACUUAUCCAUGGCUAUGCAGAAAAUUUAUCAAACAUUUGUAGCGCUAGCAGCACAACUCCAGUCUGUACAUGAAAAUGUGAAGGUGCUCAAAGACCAAUAUCUUGGUUUUAGAAAAGCCUUCUUGGCGGAUGCUGUGGAUGUAUUUGAGGCAAGGCGAGUAGAAGCAAAGAAGUGGCAGAAUGCUCCUCGUGUGACAACUGGCCCUACUCCUUUCAGCAACAUACCAAAUGCAGCAGCUGUUGCCAUGGCUGCAACACUCACACAGCAGCAGCAGCCUGCUACAGGUCUGAGUGCAUUCAAGUUAUAGCUUUUAGUGUUACAAAAGCCGUGCCCUUGUGUAAUGUUUUAUAUAAGGUCUUCCUUUGUUUUGGAAACAUAAAAAUUGUGAGUAACAAUUCAACAAAACAUAGGUAAUAGAAAAUGCAGGAUAGCCUUAGCAAUAAUUAUGCACCCAGUAUUUAAUCUUGUGAUUUUACAUGUAAUAGCUUGUUUACUGUAUUACUAAACCCUUUGGAAUGUGAGUCUUUGUCACCUCUGAGAAGGCAUAGGAUAAAGUCUUUCUAAAAAGAUGAUACUAUUGUAUAAACUAAUUUGUUGGGAAAUCGUAAUUCAAAUUUGUUUUCCUCAUGGAAAAUUAUAUAUAUAUUUUUUUACAUUGCACUUUGUAAUUUCAAAUAUGCCUCAAGGUGAAAUAUCAUUAGGGUCAUUAUUUUUUUAACAGAUUCAGCAUGAGGAUGCUAAACAUAGUUGGAGUUCAAAUUUGUAUAUAAAUUUAUAAAAUCAAAAUACUGUUAUUGUGGUGGUACUCACCGGGAAGUAAGUAUGGCUAGAAAUUAAGCAACUGUGAGGGGAGAGGUGUUUUAUUUCCACUUUUUUAAAAAUAUUCUUUUUUGGUCAAACUAGAUGCUUGAAGUUAGAAGCUUAAGGUAUGUCCCUUCCAAAGAGUUCUGCAGGUCACAUUUCACAUUUAGAGAGACCUGGAAACCUGGCUACUUUAUUGCCUAAACAUAGGCCAGAAAGCAACUUAAAACCCAGCUUUGUGCUGAAGUAGUCCUCUAGACAUACCUGAAAAUUCCCUGGAGCCUUUUUGCCCUGCUUCAGUUGCACCUUUGUGGGGGUUGGCAAAAAGCAACCUGGUACAUGCAUGCACAUCUUACUACCUAGAGAACCAUUAAUUGAGGCACUGCAGUUCAGUAAUGGGUUCUACAGGGUAUUUCCAGCUUUGCCAUAUAAUAGGUGAAUCCAAAUAGAACUUGGGAAGAAUGAAAGGAUUAGUACACCCUUCUAGGCUUACUAGAGCAGCAUAACAUAAUCACCUGUGAUUUUAAUAUUUUAUUGUAAGCAUGUAACAACUUUUAAAUGCUCUUUACAGGAUUUAUACUGAAGAAGCUAAUGGUUCAAGCAGUUACAGACCACAUCUAGAAGUCUGUAAUUUAUAGUACCUUAACUUAAGAUCUUUCUCAAGUUAUUAAAGCAGAUAUACAUAAAACAUUACUGAGAGAGGGAGCAGCACUUUACCUGAAGUCUUAAGAAUCUUGGUGGAAAGUUCUCCCACAAUCCUAAAUGUCCUUUCUUAAAUGUGAGAAGAUUAAUUGAUUUUGGUGGAACUAAUAAUUGAAGUAAGUUGCUUCCACUGACUGUAUCAUGAAUUGGUGUCAGUAGAAUGGAUCCAAAGAAUAAUGGGCAAAAUCCAAUAUUGCACAAGCAGACUUCUAUUUCUUCCCCUUGCAGUCCACUGCACUCUCCCAUCUUCUCCAGCUUCUUCAUGACUACCAGUAUCCAAAGAAAAUCUUGGGGACAUGCAGGGGACUGCACGGGAGAUGGAAUUUUCCCUUUUUGUGUUGACAAAAGCCAUUCCAUAGGUGGAAGGGGUUAACUGGAUACCACCCCAUGAGCGGAACAAAGAGUUGUUAGUGCUGUACAAUUUUACUGGGAUAAUUGUAGUACUGUUGCUAUUUUUGUGCUUACAUAAUACAAUGACAUCCUUGAAUCUAGUUUCAAUUUCCUCAAGCAAUUCUGUAAUACAAAUGGUAGAAAUGUUUUGGUCAAUGGAAGGCAUCUACUGCAUGCAGAAAGGCAACUUUGUAUCUAGUGUUUUGUCUUUUUCCUAGUGCUGAGACCAGAGAGGUAAGCUGAUAUUUGAUGACUAUCAUUUUUAUAUUUUAUUAUAUCAUGAAAAUGUAACAUUGCAAAGAAGUUAUUCAUUCCACCCUAGAGAUAUUAUGGUGUAGUAGAGUAUCCUGAAUUGUUUAGUUGUAGAUACUGUGAAUAUGAAAAGCACUGUUAAAAUUUGGAAGGGCAAUAGCUAAAUGAUAAGACCCAUGCUUUACACGGAGAAAGCCCCAGUCAUAGAUUAAAGAUGCUUUGGUAGAAGUAUUAGGAAAGACCUCUUCCUCAGACUUUGGAGAAUCAUUGUCAGCCUGAUUAGGCAAUACUGCACCAAAUGGAUCGAUGGUUCAUAUGCUGUAACUGUAUUACAGCCUUCUGUCUGUUCUUGAUUCUGCUGAGACUGCCAAAGAGUAGCCAAGAGGGGGAUUGCCCAUUCUGUGAACCUGACUAGCAGUUGUUUUGUUUGCUUUUAAAUAGUAUACUGUAACUUGAUGUUAGGUGGCAUGGUAUAAGUGAAUAUUUUUGUGUUUGUGGUAUAGAGGGGAGUUUCCCUAAAGUAGAAAAAUAACUUUCUUUGAGGUAGGGCAAGAUCAUAAUUCAAAAAUCAAUAAUGAAGAAGAAAAUUUUGUCAGUGUUAAAAUAAUCUGAGUUUUGCUAGCUCUGAAUCAUUUUCCUAAACACAAACAAAUGCCCGGGAGAUGGUGUUUGCUCUACUGUAGACCAGCAUCUAUUGUUAUGCCCAGUGCAUGCUACAGUAGAGCUGCUUAAGCAGGUCUGGGUAACUUACAGCUUAACAUAUGAACUUAGCUGUUUUCAUUCUAGUUACUUGGAUAGCUGUGUGAUGAAUAAUUUUCCAGGGACAAAUAGUUUAGUAUAGAUAUGACUUUAAGUGUAUUUUGCUACUCACUGAGCAAUUAGGAGUUGGUUGGCUUACCUAAAAAGCAUGUUGCUUAGCUCUGCUCUAAUGCCUUCUAGCAUUUAAUGCUUUAUUGUGUCCUUUGCCCUUGCCAAGGUCAGUUUACAAUUUUGGGACAAAUACCUGUCCAAAUAGACACUAAAUUGGACUGUGUACUUGAAACAGUUUGAUGGUUAAAAUCCAAUGCCUUGCCAUAAAAAAUGAGGUUAAACUAGAGCAGCCUUCCCAACCUGUUCUCCAGAUGUAUUGAACUACAGCUCUCAUCAUUCCCGGUCUAACACAGAUGGAGGGAACCAGGUUAGAGAAGGCUGAACCAGGGUUAACUUAAUGGUAUUUGAAGAUAGUCUAGCCAGUUUUCAGGUCAUAUUUGGACAAUUUGGGUUGCACCUUUAUCACAAUGGAAAGACUUGAGCCUUGUCUGGCAAGCCUUGUAGGAAAUCUUGUUGUUUACCUUAACUGGCCCCUUAUGCCACAUUCCUAAACACACUUACUAUAGAGAGUAAGUUCCAUUGAAAUCAGUGGGUCUUAUUUCCAAAAAAGCAUGCAUAGGAUUGCACUAGUAGUUGUGAGUUAUUUAUUAAGCUAAAACUGUUCUUUAGGUGAAUAUAAAUUUUAAAUAGACUGCUGCAGGUAAUUAUAGUUUAAAUUUUCAUGACAUGUUAUCCAAAGGUAACAAGUUUACUUCUAUGUUCUGGCAUGAACGAUCUCUAGCAUUAUCUAAAUUAUAUACAAUGUACCUGACUUUUAAAUGAGAAGUUCUUUAAUUUUCUGGUACAAAGUUUGAUUUUCUGGUACUAAUUUGAAAUUGCCAUUGAGAAAUUUGUCAGCUUUAUCUAUGAAAUCCUGUUUUCCUGUAACUUGAAUAUAAGUUUGACUUGAAGUAUUUUAAAAAUCUGGAAGGCAUACUUAAAUGCAAGCUUGACUUGGAGGACUAUGGCGUCAUCAAGUUGUUUAAAGGUCUUCCACCAAUGUGCCUCUUGCUUUAAUGGAAAACUGAUAUACUUCCUUUAAAAGAGAACACUGGAUGCUUUUGUUGUUAGAAAACUGACUUUGGACUGGAAACUUUUAAAGGAGCUGCUAGUUAGAGUAUAUUUGUUUACAUCAAGUUUUCAUCUGUAAAUGCAACACUUAUUUAUAAAAGAAUAAAAAGUUAGAUCAAGACUCAUUUAGUUGAACUUGAAUCCAGUAAUUACUAUACUUAGUUUCUAUGGAUUCCAGAUAGCAAUUAAUUUCAGCUAACUUAGUCUGGACCUAACCCAAAAAGUUUAAUUAGUCUAUAGUGGAUGCGUAUGGAACUUCAACUUGCCAAAAUAAGUGCUAAGUAUUGGUUGAAAGUUCACAGCUCUAGUUGCCCUUUUAAUGUAAUGCUAUCUUGAAUAUAACCUCAUUUUUGCAUUGAAUCACCUAAGGUGUGGUAAUGUUACUUGCAAAAGAUAUAAUGCAAAUCAGUGCCUUUUGCUUGAUAUUUGGUUAUCUGUUUAAUUAGCAUUUGUGAGAACUAGAACCUCAACUUUUUAUGUACUAAAAAGGCCACAAGGGGACCAUUGGCACUGUCUGACCUAUACAACAUAGCCUACAAAUUAUUGCUAAUGAUUUACUUUGGUUCGUUUUAAAAUUGCAGUCAUGAUAGAUAAAUGUACUGUAAUGCAAUAAUGAGGCAGAGAAAUUUGUAGGAGUCUAUCAGUAUCCAGAAGGAAAAUGAAAGUGAUUUUUGAGGAGACACUAGCUGGUACACUUGCUGGCAUGUAUGUGUAUUCUGUACUGGCACUGCUGGAUUCAUAUGGAUCUACAAGAUAUUCUUUUUUUGGGGGGGGGGCAAUCCAGAGAGUGCUGCUGUGCAUUCUCUGUUCACUUUAAUUGAGUUUGCCUGAGAACGGCAUCUAGUGCAUUGUACCCCUGGCCUUUAAAAUGGGAGGAAUAUACAAAUAUGGAUGGGCAAGCACAGUACUGAAUUUGAGAAAUCCUUCAAGUUUAACUAAUGCACUGAUUGCUGUGCUUAAAGGUGUAGGAAUACAGAUUGUACUGUGAAAAUGGUUAAAGGUGCAAUCAAUCCUAUGGAAAUUUAGACAGAAAAGGGCUUACAGAUCCCAGCAUGCUGCAGCUCUGGCAGGGCAUGCUUGAAACUGUAGCCUGUGUUUCUGUCUAAACUUGCAUAGAACUUCACCUCAAAUUGCUUAUGUUAAGUUACUAGAUGAACCUAUAGAUUUUUUUUGUUGCAAUUUAUUUAUAGUGUGGGACUAGUAAUUUUUUCCACACACAGAACAAUGGGCUAAGGCCAUACAUUUGAUUUUGGUACAUUAAAGAUAGAUUUUGGCAGUGCGCAUAUGUAAGGAAACCACUGUCUCUUCUAAAUGAUGUUAGAAAUGUUCGAAUCUGAAACUUUUGAAUGUAUUGGGUAAGGUGCACAACUGUGCCUUUUCUGUAAAUGUUUAUUUAAACAGGCAAAAACUGUUGUAAAUGUAGCAAAGUCCUAACAACUCAGUAACUUAUCAUUUUUGUGUGAACCAGUUUGAGUUGUCAUGUUACUGUGUAAUUGACUUGCUCUAAAAUGAACAAUAAAUUUAAUAAAACAAA